ACAGAAGCCAGUUUAAAAAGUUUUCAAUGAUCUCUAGUGCAUGCCAAAGUAAACUGAUCACUGCAGAGGAUUCAGGCAGACAGAUGCAGCUGAUUUCUGUCUUGAAUGUUUCAGUUGAUAGGUUGGUUUUCUACAUUAUAAUUUAAAUAGAGUUCAAUAUCUGACAAAGAUUCAAAAUAAAAACACCCAAAGAACAUGCAGGAAACUGCAAAACAAUGCAAGAUCGAUCCUUUUAGAGUAAGCAAUUAUUCCUUUAAUCUCAGAAAUAUGACGUGGAUUCCAUGCUUGAUCUUGCUAUCUAUUUUCUUCCUCUCUGUUUCCAUCACAUCAGAAUCAUUUGAUGCAAUGGAAGGUGAGGCUUUUGUUGUAAAAUGCCCUAAACGAAACAGUCUGACAUUUAAAUGGUAUCACAUGGAAGGCAACAAGACCAUUCCUGCAGACGAAGGAGCACGGAUACAUUCCUCUGGGAGAUUUCUUUGGUUUCUGCCAACAGCAAAAGAGGACUCUGGAUAUUAUACCUGUGUCACGCAGUAUUCUAAUAAUCUUACAACACAUUCCAGAGUAAGUGUGAUGGUGUACCCAUACGAACGAGACAUUUGUUUUCCAAGUCAAAUACGUUAUCCAAAAGACACUGGAACUUUUAUUUCUGGUAGAGUUGUUUGUCCUACAAUAGACAAUUAUGAGAAUGCAACUCUUGUCCACUGGUAUAAGGAUUGCAAACUUCUCCAAGGAAAAAAGUAUUUCUCAUGGAACAAAUAUCUUUAUAUUAAGGCUCCAGUAAAAACUGAUGAAGGAUAUUAUACUUGCCAAUUUACCUACACAUACAGUGGAAAUGAGUAUAACGUGUCAGCAACAAGACUCUUUGUAGUUAAAAACAUCUCUGAACCUAAAUCUCCUCAAAUUAUAUUGCCAAAAGAUAAUGAUGUAAUAGAAGUAGUGCUCGGUGCCCCUAUGAACAUUUGCUGUAAAGCUUUUCUGGGGAUUGGGAACCAAAAUGUAGAAGUUGUCACUUGGGAUGUUGGUGACUUGCAAGCUAAAUAUUUAGAUCCUUUGAGGUUUCAGGAAGACUAUUACAGGUUUUCAGGAACUUCUAAAGAACAUUAUGGAGAGGCUGUGCUAAGGGUCACAGAAGUGAAACAAGAGGAUCUUCAGUCAAAUUUCACAUGUGUAGCACUAAAUGCAAAGGAAUAUAUAAUGGCCACAGUGACAUUACAAGAGUCUUGUGAGGUCAAUCAUCACCGUACCUACAUGAUCAUAGGGUUUCUUAUUUUGUUAGUUAUGAUAGUGCUGUUGAUCGUAUUUUACCAUUUUUUCCUAAUUGAUAUUGUCCUCCUAUAUCGGAAGAUAUUUAACCCCUACACAACCAAAGAUGAUGGCAAGAUGUAUGAUGCAUAUGUUAUCUACCCCACAGAUGCCACUAGCAAAGCUAAUUUUGUGGAUGAUUUUGUUCACCAGAUUCUGCCAGAUGUUCUAGAAAAUAAAUGUGGCUAUAAACUGUGUAUUUAUGGGAGAGAGAUAUUUCCAGGGGAAGAUGUAGCCAAUGCCAUUGAAACGAGAAUACAAAAAAGCAGGAGAUCAAUAAUAAUUUUAACACCCAAGCUGAUUCACUGCAAGGAGUUUGCUUAUGAUCAACAUAUUGCCUUACACUGUGCCCUCAUUCAGGAUGACAUAAAGGCCAUUGUUCUUGAAAUGGAGACAAUUGGGGACUACAAGGAACUGCAAGAAUCUCUCAGGUAUAUUAUUAAGCAGCAAGGUACCAUAAAAUGGAAAAAAAAGUACACAGCUCACCCAGGGUACUUGAAUUCUAAAUUCUGGAAACAUGUGAGGUACCAUAUGCCUCUGAGAUACAAACCUUCACAUUGAAACACGUUGUGGGCAUAGCAAGUUUUAUAAAAUUCUGUUAUUUUAUCUGCCUGAAUUGUUUCUUUACUGCCACUGUUCUUUUUGUAAAAGUCCGGACCUCUUAGUGCGCAGAUAUGGUAGAAACAGUUCAAAUUUCAAUCAAAAUAUUUUUUGAAAUUUCAAUUUUUAAAAUUUUCAGUUUCACCCAGUAAUUCAGCAUCAGGCCCAUACAUUUCUGGCUGGGCUGGAGAAUAGCUUUCAAAAAGAUAUCCAGUCUCAUUAAACUUCCAGAGAUGAGUCAAUCGGAUAGACUCCCUCAAUCCAGUAAUGUUCCCAAGGUAUUUAUUAACAACAACUGCCUUUUUACUGGAAAUGCAAACUUUGUGGGGAGGGGAGAAUUAUCCCACGGACUUCAACAGGUCUACCUAGAUUUCCCUUGUGUGAAAGGGGAGAAAUAGACUCCUUUUCACACAAUGGAAAAAUGUGCAGUAUUGGACAUUUCAGAAAUGAAAUGUUACUGACAAUGCAUACAACAACAUUGUUCAUAACUAAAUAAAAAUUGAGACUUGCACAGGCAAGGGAAAUUGACUGGCUAUACAAGGUUACUAGAAAAUGAUUCUGCACUUAGAUCUGAUAAAUGCACCAAAAUGAACUGACCAGAGAAAAAUGUUUUUUCUCUUAUCUUUAAGAUACAGCCAUUUUAGCAGUUACUAGUUUUCUUACAUGUGCAGACAGAAAUAUGAGUUUUUGGUCAUGCUGAUGGUGCCUCUUGAAGCAAAUAUAAAGAGUUUUGCUAUUAGAAAAAUAUGAGAAAUACACAUUUUUUGUUUUCUACUUUGAUGUUAUGCUUUAUUUCAAUUUCUCCUGUAAGGAAUGAGUCUGAUAUAUGAAGUCUGAAUCCAAACUUCACAGUUCAGGGCUGUAUGGCCACAAGAUUUUAGCUCAGGUCCGUUUUUGUGAUAAGCAGGGACCCUGGUUUUCUCUGAUAAAAAAAAUCACAAAUUCUCUGAUUAAAAACAAUUGCAAAUUCACUGAUAAAACCCCCCAAAUCUGUGAUUAAAAUGAAAGGCCCCUCACAACCCCCCUGGCCCUGCUGGCAUCCCUCACUCCCCCCUACAGUCUCCCCAGCCCUCCUGGUGCCCCUCUUCCAUGUGUGCAUCCAUGUAUGUGCAUGUGUGCACCUGUGCAUGUAUAUAUGUGUAUGCACAUCUAUGGGUGUACGUGUGUGUAUGCAUCUGUAUGUGCAUAUGUGCAUGCAUGUGUUUGUGGACACUGGACACACUCCCAUGGGGAGCUGGCUGGGGGCUGAGGGAGUGGGGAGGGGUUGGGGGAAGAUGUGCAGUGGCUGCCCGGCUGGCUGCAUGUGGACUGUGAGUCAGCUACUGGCCCUUAAGAGAAGCCGCAUAUCAUGAAUGAUGCGCGCCCCUGGAGGCUGGGGUGGGGGGCACAGUGGUGGCAGGAGUGUGGUGGCUGGGAGCUCCUGCAGAUGCUGCCAGUGCUGUCGGUGGCAGGCGGCGAGCAUUGACCAGGGGUUGGCGACCAUUUGCAGACGCUGCUGGCAGCAUUGAAGGCAGCCAGUGGUGAUCGCUGACACUGGAGGUGGCAGCGGCGGGGGUGAUGAGUGGUGACCACUUGCCUUUUUCUAGGGCACGCACUGCCAUGCUCAGGGGGGGCAUGUGCACUCGUGUGCAACCUUAUGCAUCACCAAUGCAACACAUGGAAAAGCCCAGCCCAGUCGGGCUGAUGGCACUGCUUGGGUUCCAGGUGCAGCCAUCCUGGCACUCUGGCCAGGAGCAGAACUUUGCACCCCAGUGGGCACUCCGGCUGGGAGUGGGGAGGCUGCAAAACCCUUGCUCCCAACCAGCUGCAACCCCCCCAGCUCCUGCAAAGUUCCCAGCUCCCAGCAAGUGCAAACCCCCCAGCUCCCAGCCAGCUGCUGCAAAACCCUCCAGCUCCCAGCAAUUCUCUCCACUCCCUUAGCCCCCAGCCAGCUUCCCCCACAGUCCUGCCUGACAAACCCCCAGGCCCCUGCAAGCCCCACUUACAACUUCACAGGCUCCAGAAGGAAAGUGAGCCUGACCCAAGACUUGGGACUGACUAAAAGCCUCAGGGCCCACCCUUCCCCCUCUCCCCCUCUCUUUCCCUCCCGGUGGGGUUGGGGCUUUCCCGUCCUUUUUGCAAUCAGCUCUUGCAGGCUGGAACUCAGCCAGCCUGCCGAGCUCUUUGCAAAAGGACGAAAUUUGCAGGUUUCCCUGCUAAAAGGAGAAAUCUGUAUUUUUUCUGAUAAAACUGGGAAAUCCAUGGUUUUCUCCGUUUUUCUGUGGGAAACAGAAAACCCGGAUCCCCAGUGAUAAGCUUAAGCCAUGUAGUGUGCAUCCUGAUCCAAACUGGAAUAUUCUCAAAAUGUGAGAGGUUCUAGUUCAGCCCAAUGUAAGAUGGGCUUCAGGUGUGACAUUUGUACACACGUGGGCCCAGAAUGUAAUGGUAACUUAAUCGAAUUCAAAUUUCCAAUUUGAACCAUACUUUUACUUUUCGUUUCACCAUCUGUUGUAUAUUUUUAUUCAGUAUAUCUGUUCUUUCAGACAUACAACUUGUUGUCCAAUGCAAGAAAAAAAGUAAAAGUAUAUAACAAUUCCACAGCUAUGUAUAGAUCUUUUUAUAAUAUACAUAACAUUCUGAAAUAUAAGAAUAAUCUAAAAUCCUUUUCCUUAUUUCAUCACUUUGUGCAACUAUCAUGGUGUUUUACUGAUGUUACUUACUCUUCCCACUCUAACCUUUCUGGCUGUUGUCUUUUAUCAUGUUUCAUAUUUUGUCCCAAUCCUGAAGUGAAUCCGUAUCAAUGGAGCCUACCACUGAGGUGGUUCUUCAUGACCUGAGAUCUGAUAGUAGGAUCAGUAGUUUUUCAGCUUCUCAGGUUAAACAUUAUGUAAUCUUCUUGCCUUUUAAAGAUUCAUGCCACUAUUAAAUGCCUCAGCAUUUGUUGCCAUUAUAAACAAUAGUAGCAAUAAUGAUGAUGAUUAUAAAGAAAUACUUUAGAUGCGUCUGCUUUUUGUAUUUUUGAUGUGUGGUACUGAAAUCAGAAAUAACAUUUCUUUUCAUUGAUAUGACUUUAUUAGCUCUGUAAUGUUUAAAAGGUGAUGACAAUAUCAUUGCUGUGUGCUUGAUUACAUUCUAUCCCACAUUUAAAAAAUAUUUUAAAACUAAAUCCAUUGAACUGUUUUUAGGGAAAACUGUACCGUAUUCAAAGUUAAUGAAAUGAUGGAUGAUUUUGCUAUACCAGGGUGAUGCAGAAAGCUGUGUUUGAUAUUCUGAUGUAAAAUGGGAUGUUUGGCAUGCUUUAUUGUUUUGUGUAGAUUUUUUUUAUUAGAACUUUCAAGAAGAACUUCAAAAUCUGGAUCAGCAGGUUCUUUUGCAGUUCAGAUGGUAAUCUAUGGAUCUGCUCAACAGAUGUGCAAGAAAUAAAUUAUUUCACACCUCAUUUGUAUUUUUGGGUGUCAUCAUGAAAAAAAGGAAACCAUGGCAAACAACAGAGAAAUUCUGACAAGAGAUAGAGAAGUAUACCUGGAUAUCUGGUUAAUUUUUUUUUUCAUUGAUCAGAUGCAGUUUUUGCUUUUUUGUACGCAGAGGAUGUUGGAAAUGUUGCGUGCUCUCUAUCUGUAGACUGUAGUUUAUUGACUUUUUUAUUAUGGCUCAACAAUUUUCCAUCAAACCUUUUGGCAGCAAAUUGAUUUUUCAACUAGAUAAAAAGUUACGUGGCGUCUACUUUCCUAAAAUAUUAUUUUUCUUGGAAGACUGAAAAGAAAAUUGGUUUGGGGGUUUUAAGCUUGAACUACAGUUUUCAUUCCAUCCAGGAAGAGCACACACCAACUGCUGCAGCUUCCUUAGCCCGACAACGGGUUUUUGAACCCGAAAGCUUGCUUAAUAACUAUUCUCCAACCAUUUGGAUUGGUCUAAUAAAAGAUAUCAAAUUCACCCAAGGAACAGUUUUCUAAGGCAUUUUACUCCCAAAUAAGAGCAUCUAUAUUGGGAUUCAAAUGCUUUUAGCUUAUAUGCAUUAACCUCACAUCUUUCACUGAUUUGCCUUGAAUUUUCUAAGUGUCCCAAUGUAGACAAGCCCUGAGAGACAACUUCAUGUUUUCAUUUUUCAAUAAAGAGUCAAAGCACCA
Molecule: messenger RNA, 6008 nt
Organism: Alligator mississippiensis (American alligator)
Lineage: Eukaryota; Metazoa; Chordata; Crocodylia; Alligatoridae
Gene: IL33R
Product: interleukin 1 receptor like 1
Exons: 11
Coding region: 196-1863 (555 amino acids)
Biological process (GO): signal transduction
Molecular function (GO): interleukin-1 receptor activity; interleukin-33 binding; interleukin-33 receptor activity
Source: RefSeq, a predicted model, not a curated record